CGAAAGGACAAUUUUAAAAGAGGUAUACAAAGGUAUAUAUUCCUUUGACUUUGUUCGGAAAUAUUUCAGUAUUUUUAAACAUUUCGAAAGGCAGGAUGCUGUUUUCCCAUCUCCCGGCGGAAGUGGUUGCUGGAAGUUUGGGAUCGCGGCGGCUGGCAAGCUAACAAGCUAGGGCGUUGCUAACGGCACGCACGGGCGUUUUUUUCCUUCUGUCCCUGAAGUUUUUAUUCCUCGUACAAAUGACGCCGAACGUCGGGAUUAAAAGUCGCAAGCGUCCCUGAAAGUUUUUAACGCCAAAUCGGGGUGUUGUUUUUGUUCACGACUCUCCGCUCGCGGGAGACUACUUGUUCUCUUCUCACCCCUCGAGGAGACUUUUUUAAAGGACGUGGACAUAAAAAAAAAAGCAACUGGACAUAUAUGCUGUGUUUUCUUCCCACUCAUCGGGAUUCGGACUUUGCUUUGUUUGCAGUGGAAACAGGAGCACACGGCGCAAAGUUUAUUUUCUCACCCUGUACAGUGGAUGUGUUUUGUUAGCUGGAAGCUAGCAAUACUGAACUCUCCUUUCCUUUGAGGAUUCUCCCCACCAAGCAUUUCGCUCAUAUACAGUUUUAAUUUUUGAUUCUUUCGAGCGGCUCGUUUAUUUGACAUAUUACGGUAUCGGAAGACUCUUCAAGGGAACUGCAGAAUCGUGCAGGAGAUACCGCAAACUGCCGACCGGAGGAAUCCGCAGGAUCUCCCAGGGACGUCUCGUCCCUAUUUGAGCAGAGCAGGGGUGGUGGCAGGCGGACUGCAUCGCCACGCUGUCCGGAACGUUGGAUUACCCGAAAACUGGAAUGUGAAUGCGGCGGUGAGGAGCACGCAUACCCGACCAGCAGUGUUAUUCAUCACCAAGGGGAAGGAUAUAAUCUCUCUACUGAGUCCAUUCAGGCCCUGACUCAUUUUUGCACCAUUUUAAUGAUCCAGCUUUCUGUGACCCACCCCAAACAUUGAGAAUAUUUGCCGUCUGCGUCGCUGCUGGCGUCUUUCUUUGAUAUUUAUUUAAUUUAUUUUUAAAAAGAAGGCAAUUUGUUACGAAUGCCAGAGAAGGACGCUUCAUCAAGUCGCCAUAUCACACUCUGGAAAAUGUUAAUCGGAUAUAAUUCCCUGCAAAUCUAGAACCGGAAGCCCAAUGAGUGACACACAGUCAAGCUUCACUGACAGACUACCUGACAUGGAAUGGAUACAAGACCCAUCGAGAUUACAACAUUGGUUUCCCAAGAAAGCAAACAGAACCAGCAGCAUUCUCAGCAAAGAUCACCCCCCGGACAAGAAACCGAAAAGUGACAAAUCAUCACUUCCCUCCAAUGAGUUUGACCCGACAGAAGCUCUGGUGGUGCAGAAGAGUGGCAGCGGCAGUCUGCUAGCAGAGGGGAAUCCUGAGUCCUGUGGUCUGGUCCAGCGAUGUGUCAUCAUCCAGAAAGACGAAAAUGGCUUUGGGCUCACAGUCAGUGGUGACAAUCCGGUGUUUGUGCAGCUCGUCAAAGAAGAUGGUGCUGCAAUGCGGGCUGGGGUUCAGACAGGAGACAGGAUCAUCAAGGUUAAUGGAACCCUGGUUACACAUUCAAACCACAUAGAAGUGGUAAAGCUUAUCAAAUCGGGCUCUUAUGUGGCCCUCACAGUACUGGGUCGCCCGCCAGGGCUUGCACAGAUCCCCCUGUCUGAAGCAGAGUCUGAAAUGUUGGGUGUUUGCAUAUCCUCUCCUAACUCGCCUGCAGCAGAACGCCCAUACAGUCAUGACCGGCUUUCCUCCACACCUCAAUGGGCAAUGAAGGAGGAUGGCAGAACCCCUUCCCCCAAACUACUGAAAGAUAACCAAGAAGCUAAAAAACACAUUCCACAGCUGCAGGGUCAGCUUUUCAAGGCCACCGGCGCAACACAGGAGGCUGCUCCAGGUGGAGAUCCAGAUGAUAGUAGCAUGUUUGAGACUGCACACACUCCUGCGGCAGGAGACCAAAGUGCUGAAUUGUCCUGGAGCGGCACACCUAUUUCUGGGUUUGGACUCAGCUCCCCAGAGAGUUUAUGCCAGAGGGGGUUGUCCUGCCCCAGCCCAAAGAGCACACCCAGGAACAGCUUCAACUCCUGCCACUCCCCAGAGACAGAGGAUGCCACUGAUCUGGACUCCCUGUCUCCCACCACUGUCAGCAGUCCCUCCUCUCGCCUCGUCUCACAGAUAAUUGGAGCUGAGGACGACUAUUUUGAUUCUGACCAUGAGCAGACAAAUGGCCAGUGUAACCGUUUUGCCAGCAUUGAGCAGCUCAAGUCUCGGCCUGCCCACCUUGCAGCCUUUAUGCACCACGUCAUAUCUCAAUUUGAUCCGGCCCCGGUGCUGUGCUACCUCUAUGCUGACUUGUACAAGCAGACCAACUCCAAAGAGACCAGACGGGUGUUCAUGGACCUCCAUACCUUCUUCAUUGAUCGGGGAGCACACCUGAAAGUGGCAGUUCCGGAAUCAAUAUCUGCUGAUCUUGAUCGGCGACGGACAGAAUUGAUUCCAGAAGAAAUAAACAGACAACACGUUCAAACGCUGCAGGAUUCACUGCUCCCUGAUAUACAGAAGAACCUCGAGGAUUUCAGACAAAAGCGCAGUAUGGGUCUAACCGUUGCUGAAGUGGAGCUGGCCAGGCUGGACCAAGAACGUGUGAGAGAUCGGGUCACACUCGAACGUGAACGCUCUUACGCUGAAAAUAUAAUUACCAAGAUAGAGGAUAUCCUGGUUACCGCUCAGACGACGGAAGAAGAGAAGUGCACUACAAUGCAGUAUGUCAUUUAUACAUACAUGAAGCACCUUGGUGUGAGGGUCAAGGAACCUCGCAGUCUGGAGUCAAAACGGGUCCGGAUCAACUUCCUUCCUAAGAUUAAGAAAAGCAUUAAGACAGAAAAGGAUGGUGAAGAGAAGGUGAAGAAGCCCAGGUUUCCUAGUAUCCUCGGACCUCAGCGACGGCCGAGUCGCAUCGAAGCAGCAUCGGUCGGCAAAGCGCUUGACGGUCGGCCCAAACCUCAGAAGCAGUUGUCUCAGCCUAGCCUUGGGGCCAGCGAGCACACGGAUGGGGGUCGUUUAAGGGGCAGCCAAUCCAGUGAGGGCCCUGAGCUCACACACUCCACAUCUGUCACCACCUCAUCCCCAAACAGUACCCCCUUCAGCUCUGACGCUGGCCGAGACACAGACUCUGGUGGAACUCCAACUUCAGCCCCCACCAGGCUAAGUGACAGUCUUCAGUCUGACCCCCUCGAUGGGUUACCGUACCCCGCAUCACACUUUGACCUUUACAGCCUGGACCAACUCCAAGAGGAUGACAGAGAAACUGACAGAACCCAUGAGGGAACGCCAAAAGCCAUCAGAAGGCUCGAGGGAUUGGGUCCUGCUGACGUCCAGAGUGAGGACGACCAGGGAACAGACUCUGAGCACGACCCGCUCAACUGGCAGCAGCUUGUGGGACGGGAGGUUCUGGCGGGUCUUAGGCCUCUUGAAAUCAAGAGACAGGAAGUUAUCAAUGAGCUGUUUUACACGGAGCGUGCACAUGUGCGUAUGUUGAGAGUUUUGGAUCACGUCUUCUACCAGAAGCUUUCAAAAGAUGCCAUUCUUCCUCCUGCUGACAUCAAAAAUAUCUUCACCAACUUGGAGGAGAUUCUGCAACUACAUGUUUCAAUUCUGGAGCAAAUGGCAGCUGUUCGGAAGCGAAACGAGUCGUCUGUCAUUGAUCAGAUUGGAGAUGACUUGCUCUCCUGGUUCAGCGGCGGAGAAGAAGAGAAGAUUAAGCAGGCCGUUGGGACGUUCUGCAGUAAUCAGCCUUUUGCCCUGGAGAUCAUAAAGACCAAGCAGAAGAAAGACUCGCGCUUCAUUUCCUUCAUGCAGGAGGCGCAGAGUAACCGAUUGUGUCGGCGACUGCAGCUGAAAGACAUUAUACCCAUUGAGAUGCUGAGAUUCACCAAGUAUCCCCUGCUGCUGGACAACAUUUCCAAGUACACAGAUGAUGCGGUAGAGAAGGACAAAGUCAAGCAGGCAGCAGACUGCUGUCGAAAGAUCCUCAAUCAUGUUAACCAGGCUGUAAAGGAAUCAGAAGACAAACAGAGGCUGGAGGACUAUCAGAGAAGACUGGACCUGUCGUCCCUUAAGCAGACAGACAACCCAAUGAUCCUGGAACUAAAGAACCUAGAUCUCACGAAAAAAACUAUGGUGCAUGAAGGUCCACUGUCAUGGAAAGUGAACAAGGACAAGACCAUUGAGCUGUACACUCUCCUCUUGGAAGACAUCCUGGUUUUGCUCCAAAAACAAGACGAACGGCUCAUCCUUAAGUGUCACAGCAAGAACCUGGCAGGAACCGCCGACACCAAGCACAUUUUCAGCCCCAUUAUUAAGCUCAGUACUGUGCUUGUGCGCUCCGUAGCGACAGACAACAAGUCCUUCUUCGUUCUCUCCAUGUCUGAGAACGGUGCCCAGAUCUAUGAGCUGAUGGCAUCCACAGUCUCUGAUCAGAGAACGUGGCAGAACCUAAUCACGCAGCGAGCCGAAGCCAUGAAAGUCAAACCCCAUAGCGUGAUACCUUUACCUCAGACAGACGGGGAUAGAGACGGUGUGGAGAUCAUUACAGCUGGUGUUGCAAGGCUGAGUAAAGACCCAGACCGCACAUCCACUGGCAGCACUCAGUCCACAGAUAAGGAAAGCAGUCCGGCUGUGAGCCGUGUGACUCUAAGCCCUCUACCGGCUAGCAAUCCUUUCGAGACAGGGAAGAAUGAGAAAGAGGAGGAGGAAGAAAGUUUUGUUGACCCAGAGCUUCCAUACCAAGAUACUGAAGAUGGUGGCGCAGAUUCUUUUAAUGUGUUCCCCUCAAGAGCAGAUGAAGCAUUGAAAACAUUGGCGGCGUUAAAGCAGGUGUUGGUGACGCAGCUCAUGUCGCAGGAGGCUGCAGAGCGAACAAAGCGCUCUACGGGAGGCCGCCUACUAAGGACCACCUCCCUUAGGACACCGGUGGAGAAACGUGUGAUGGUUCACAACGGCUCAGAGAGAAACACCUCCCAAACAGAGGACCCCACCCAGGACUUGGGCUCCGGCGACACGGGUUUCUUUGAUUCCCCUGAAGAUUAUGCAGGAUUUUUAGUCCUGGAAGGAUACGGCGGGCCAGGGGAGACCAGCACCGAUGAUGACAUGUCACCCUCGGGGAAGCAGUUGAGCGCAUCACAAGGUUGUGCCGCCGACUCGGGCAUCAAUCUGAGGUUCUCUUCGGCUUCGCACGCCGGCAGCCUCUCAUCUUUUAGCAGACAAGUCCUGUCUCACCUGCGAAACCUUCAGGCUAACCUCAACCAUCUGAAGGAGGUGGAAGCUAAGUACAAUAAUCUGCGUCAGAGGCCGGAGAAAUCAACGACACACUCAGAUGGAAACCAAGAUAAAAGAUAGUGGACAUCUCAGCUGCACCUUCUGUCUGGGGAUGGGGGCCCAAAGAGUUGUAGUUUUGCUACCACCUUUGUGCGUGUGUGUGUGUCCUGGACAUGGUGGACCUCCUAUAAGCUUGUCCUCUCACUGCUGACCCCUCCACCUUGAGACCCCCCCGUCCUCACCGUCACCGAAAGCAAGAGACUUGAAUGGGGCAGAGUCGCUUCCCCUUCAGCACAAGGCAAUCAACCCACAUUUCCACCUAACACCCCACAGCAAGAAAGAGAACUUAUACCAAAAUGUACAAAGAAAUGUGGGUUUAUAUACAGUAUAUUUAUAUAUAUACAUAAAAGUCUAUGUAUAUAUAUAUUUAGAUAUAUGAAACACAAAGCAAGAAAAGGAAAAAUUUAAAAUAAUGUAUUAAGAUUUUUUUUUUAUCCCAAGAUGUAUUUAUUUUCCUUUUGUUUGGUUCUUUUUUUUGUUUGUUUGUUUUUUUAAGAAAAAUGUUUCCUGCAUUGCGUGCAUGCUGUUGCUACUUUGGCUGCAUUUUCUUCUUUUUGAGUCACACAGGCUUGGUGUGUUUGCAAGGCUCAGCCCGCUUGCAGUUGAAUCCCACUGAAAGAGGCCCGUGUAUAGAACCCUAUAUCCCCCCACCUUUGUGUUGUCUUCAAAAUGGAGGAUCUCACACUAGUGUAGCUUCGAACUAGAAUGAAGAGUUGCCAGGGCUCUGAUCUGGUCCUGUUGCCUCCUUCCUCUUUUUCCACCCCUUUUGGAUGUGCUCCUCUUUUCCUCCCCCAUCCAUUCCUUCUCUCCGUCUACGUGUCCUUGUCAGUUGUGCUGCCUGAGGGUGUCUUGCCUCUUCAUCCAGGAGGGCUCACCACUCUUCCCUAACUGCCUGCUAUUUUUCUCCUCUAAUCCUGUCAUGAAGUUCAACAUGUACUGUACCAAGAUCAUGUUGGAAGGUUAUGCAUAACUUUAAUAAAUAAAUGGUGCCCUGACCCAUUUGAAAGGAAACGCCGCUGUGUUUGAAAUGAACCUUGUGUCCUUCUAAAACAGCAACGGAGAACCACUUCGUGUUUUAGAAAGAGUAUACUGUGAUACCUCCCUACUUCACAGCUCAACAUUCGGGCCCUCAGUACAUCGCAGAUUAGUUACGC
This is a messenger RNA of Corythoichthys intestinalis (scribbled pipefish), 6564 nucleotides long. It is a transcript of the gene arhgef12a, whose product is annotated as Rho guanine nucleotide exchange factor (GEF) 12a. The transcript is spliced from 41 exons. The coding region runs from base 1169 to 5431 and encodes 1420 amino acids. The record is from RefSeq and is a predicted model, not a curated record. Lineage: Eukaryota; Metazoa; Chordata; Actinopteri; Syngnathiformes; Syngnathidae. Gene Ontology annotation, cellular component: cytoplasm. Gene Ontology annotation, biological process: G protein-coupled receptor signaling pathway. Gene Ontology annotation, molecular function: guanyl-nucleotide exchange factor activity; G protein-coupled receptor binding.